This is a messenger RNA of Seriola aureovittata, 1830 nucleotides long. RefSeq lists its product as uncharacterized. Bases 599 to 1378 code for a protein of 259 amino acids. The transcript is spliced from 5 exons. Lineage: Eukaryota; Metazoa; Chordata; Actinopteri; Carangiformes; Carangidae. The record is from RefSeq and is a predicted model, not a curated record.
AUGUGUUAUAUUUUAUAUUGCAACAUAUAUUCAAAUAUUGCAACAGACAUUAAAAGAAAGUCAUUCCAGUACAAUCACUCUACAAACAGGAACAGAUUACAAACAGCUCUACAGUCAUUGUUACGCACAGUUUGUGGUGUUACUUUGCAUCACACUAUGCUAAUGACAAUUUAAGCUUGUGCAACAUUUGUGCAAGAAAACAUGGCUUUGAUGCAAUAACAGAAAUAUAGAGACAAUGUAAAGCAAUCCAACACAACUACACCUUAAACUACAACUUCAGAAAUGUUCUCUCCUGUGUCCGAAUUUAAAAAAGAAGUUAAAAAUGAAAUUUAUGCCACAGCAUUUCUCAAGGGGCUGGUAGUUUGUUUGUGCUUCCCAGUUGAUGCAGUGACAACUUCCUCAUCUUUUCGUUGGUAAGGAGGAGCCUCAGAUCCUCUAAAAAGAGUGGAAGACUAAAUAAAAGAAAAGUGCCGAGACUCAGUCAACAUUACUCUGAAGAUGAAGUUUUCCUUUGUCUUUCUUCUUUUAUUAGGUAUGAUGAAAAAAACCAACUAAAUGUUGUAGUUUUCUGUUUUCCAGUGCCUGUACUGACCUAUUGAUGAGAAAUGUUUGUUUUCCAGAUGUCCCUCAUCUGAGAGGGCAGCAGAAGAUUGAGGAGUCUGAACACAUUUUGCUGAGACUUGCCUUCCCUUCAAUUUACAACAGUCACAACAAGUCCUGCUGUAAACUCUAUCCAGGAGGUUGUUACAAGCUGGUGGAUAGCACAGGAUACAUCUGUGAAUUACUGAAAGGAAGAGUCACAAAAACGGAGAAGGACGGCUGGAUUGAAUUCAAAAUAUCAAACGUGCAGUUUGUGGAUGGAGGCUUCUACAGAUGUAUUGUGCAGGGAACCCAAAACCACAUCUACAGGGACUACUAUGUGGAGGUCUCAGAUGCUUCAAGUCACCACAGUCAGUCUCAGCCUCCACUGCCAACAACCAUCACAGUCCUCAACACCUCCACAACACUCCCAGACUCCACUGGUCCUGCUCUGGCACAGGACCACAGGGACAGUCCCAGGGUCCCCUGGAGUUUUGGCCUGCCGCUGGUUGUCAUUGUGUCCAUUUCAGUCAUGAUUUUGAUCACUUCGGUUAUUGGCGUCGUUUGCUUCAGAGUGAAAGCAAACCGUAAACCGUCUGACAGAUGUGGAGAAACUCUGUGUGAGUCACUGAAACAAGAGGCACCGGAAAUGAGUGGCAUAGUCUACACCACGGUGGACUUCAGAGCUCACGAGAAACCCACCGAGGUGUAUGCAAACCUAAGGAUGCCCAAAACACAAGCUGCUGACACCGAGCGGGCUGACAUUGUGGAGUACUCCACACUGGCAAUCCACCAGUGAAUUCAUGUGAAAGCUUCGUUAGGUUCUGAUUUUAACGUGGGACUGAUUCUGUUGGUGACACCGCUGUGUUUUUAAAGGGAAGUCCAUUGAUUGUACACAUACAUGUCAGUUCAAUAGUCAGGUUUAGCACUUCUCAGCCUGUGCACAGUUUGAAGAGAGGGUUUAACAAAAAUGCAUCAUGGGAAAUUAAGGGUCCGGCCUUGUUAGAUCCAGACAGAGCUUGAACCGCACAAUGGACAAGGCAUCUUGGCUUCUGCUGCUUUUAUUUGAACUUUUGUCACUUUUGAGUUCCCUGAGUUUCUAAGAGUGUAAUGUCAAAUCACUGAACUACCAUUUCAAAUGUAUAUAACAGGAGCUUUUAGUGAAACUGAUUGAAGGCAUUAAAAUGAAAUGAUGAUGGAAUUAAAGAAAUGAUCUCUCUUAAAUAAUGCACACAAUCUGGUGAAAAGUUG